Molecule: messenger RNA, 348 nt
Organism: Symbiodinium natans
Lineage: Eukaryota; Dinophyceae; Suessiales; Symbiodiniaceae
Source: the annotation of a GenBank genome assembly
AUGGAGGGCGGCGAGGGGCAGAACGGGGAGGACACAGGGCCUGUCGUCAUGCUAGUGGACAAAAGUGCCCCAGCAGACGGGACCAUGAAGCAUCCAGAAGUUCCACAUUCCAGGAGAACCUUCAAUAAGCCGCCGGUCCGAACAUACCGCUCCCACUUGCUCCACCUUGAGGAAGACCGCUCCGGGCGCGUGUGUGGACGACGUGUCCAGAAGGGAUGCGUCCCGAAGCCCAGGUACUUUUCAGUCCUCAUUAUCUGGGAAUGCUGGGCACCUGCUGGUGAAACAGUCCAACCGGAGCUUUGGCGAGACUGUGACUUGUUCGUCGACUCGUCGACACUCCGGAAUUGA